Phytophthora nicotianae INRA-310 is the source of this 1548-nucleotide messenger RNA. Its product is annotated as serine/threonine protein kinase. Lineage: Eukaryota; Oomycota; Peronosporomycetes; Peronosporales; Peronosporaceae. Gene Ontology annotation, molecular function: protein tyrosine kinase activity; protein binding; ATP binding. The record is from RefSeq and is a predicted model, not a curated record. Gene Ontology annotation, biological process: protein phosphorylation. Bases 1 to 1548 code for a protein of 515 amino acids. The transcript has a single exon.
AUGUUUGGUGCUUCUCAUGUCAGUUCGCCACCUUUUCUAGUAUGUGAAGACGCGACUAACGGAGACAUGGGUUCGUAUCUGUCCUUAUCGGACGAUAACAGGAAACGAAUGUGGAAACUGCUUUAUCAAGCAGCUCUCGGAUUGAAUUAUAUGCACAGUAAAGGGAUGGUACACGGCUAUCUCAAACUGAGUAACAUUUUGGUCGGAACCGAUGGUCAAGCUAAGCUUUCGGAUUUUGGAUUAAACACUAUGCGUGCUAUUUCCAAGGCUAGUACUUCCAGUUCAGCUCGUUUACGUUGGCGUGCUCCAGAAUGUCUGAAGCGUAGACCAACUAUCGCUUCCGAUGUUUACUCUUUGGCCAUGUGCAUGAUUGAAGCUACGGUUGGCGAGCCUCCGUUCGCGUACUUAGAGGACGACGACGUUCGCGAAAACUUGAAAUGUGGAGUGAUCCCUGAAAAACCCGAUGAGAUGAAUGACGAGGAGUGGGAACUCGUCAUUGCAAUGACUCAUGUUGAUCCUUCUAAACGAGCCGAGCUUAGUCACGUUAUUGAUACGUUAAAGAGGUUUUCUAUGGAGGAUUUGGAUGAACCACGACAGGGUGGAACAACGCGUUGCAUUACGUGUGCAGCGCUGGUGUUUAAUCAUUCUCGUUGCUGUGCGCAGUGUGGAAAUCAAUUGGGUCUUAAGGAAGAAUCACGCUCAAGUUGUGGGCCACCAGGAUCCCCGAACACCCCGAUGGAAUUAAACACCGACACGUCUGUUAGAGACCUUGUCAAUGUGCUUCGUAGCGAAACUAUCGAGGAACAAGAAAGUGCAGUUUUACUGUUGUUACAAGUCUGCAUCCGAGACCACAAACGCCACCAGAUACUGGACGAAAAUGGAGUACCCAUUUUAGUUGACUUGGUGAAAAAUGGGCGAACCCAUUUCUUGAAAGUAUGCGCUUUGGGGUGUUUGUGUUGGUCUUCUGAGCUCGAUUCAACGCCGUCGGACGACGAGUUUGAAGAACUUCGAGAAACUAUUCCAGCUGCCGCAAAUACUGAAUGUAACUCUAUCAUACAGGCCUUGCAAGAUCAAAGCGACCGAGAUAAAGUGAAGACUGUGGUGUAUUGCACGUGUACAGCUGGGACGAUCGGUCGAAAACCGCUACUUAACGCUGGAAUAAUCCCACCUCUCGUUAAGCUACUUAGAAAUGGAAAUGAAACAAUCACGAUCUGGACGAUGGAUGCACUGGGCAAUAUGGCUUGCGACGGCGAUGCCAACAGUGCAAUAGUAGCCGAAGGAGCCAUCCCCAUGUUGUUGGAGCACUUAAAAAAUGGCAGUGAAACACAGAGAGGUUUUGCUGCUUGUGUGUUGGGUCAGCUAAGCGUCGAAACUGCUUCCAACAGCGCCAUGAUCGUGGAAGGUGGCGCAAUCCCCUUUCUCGUUGGCCUUCUGCGAGCGCAAACGAAUAUCCCCAAGAACUUCGCCGCCUUUGCGCUGGAUGGCAUUGCUGCCGUCAAUGAUGACUACGGUUUAGAAAUUGCGAGAAAUGGGGGCAUUCAGCGUUGA